Colias croceus (clouded yellow) is the source of this 1192-nucleotide messenger RNA. RefSeq names its product 50S ribosomal protein L1 (gene mRpL1). Bases 92 to 1138 code for a protein of 348 amino acids. The transcript is spliced from 8 exons. The record is from RefSeq and is a predicted model, not a curated record. NCBI's taxonomy places the organism in Eukaryota, Metazoa, Arthropoda, Insecta, Lepidoptera, Pieridae.
GUGAUAACCUCAAAUAAAAUUCUAUUAUUGUUGUAAAUUUUAAUAAAUAAAAAUAAUUCAUGUAUUAAAUUAAAUUUAUAACAUAUUGAAUAUGUCUGGAACAUUAUUCCGAUCGUUAUUUAACAGCUUAUCAUUAUACAAAUCUAUUGCUACGACAACACGUUCAAUUAACACUGGUAUAGUAUAUUAUGCAGCACGUAAAGGUACAAGGGCGAAGGCCCGUGCAAAGAAAGUUAAAGUUGAAAUAACAAAAGUUGGAUUUAUUCCUCACAACCAGAGAGGAAAGGACAAGGUAGCAAAAAAAUUGAUCAACAAGCAUCUAGACGAUUCAUUCAAACAUGCAGCGGUGGAUGAUGUGUAUCCCAUGCGUUAUUACCGGUGGCCAGUCUACACAGCUGAGGAGGCUGUUAGAGCGCACCAGGAAACCCACCAUCCCACUAUGUAUAAUGAUCCAGAAGCUUAUGUAUAUGCUAAGGUGGAAGUUAACAUGGAAGGAAUUAAAAAGACUCGCUUCCUAGACAACUUCUCGAAGCUUACUCUCUUUCCGCACAACUUCCCGCGCGAAGAAGAGCGCACGAUCUUAGCGUUUUGCAAGGGAGCGGAAUUGAUCAAACAGGUGACGGACGCUGGCGCCACCACUGUUGGCGGUACAGACCUUGUAAAGAAGAUUCAAGAAGGUACAAUAAAACUAGGCGACUAUGAUUAUGUGAUUGCUCACCCAAACAUAAUAACAGAGCUGGUGCCCAUCAGAGGUCUGAUGAAACGGCGCUUCCCAAGCAUUAAGGGUGGUACAUUAGACGCUAAUAUAGCUGAGCUGGUGAAGAAAUUCGCAGCUGGCAUACAGUACAGGGUCGUGAAGGAUGAGGUACAACAGAACUUUGGGUCUGUAGAAGUCCCGGUUGGAAGGUUGAAUAUGGAACCAAAAUGUGUCGCCGAGAACAUUGACAAGCUACUGAAAGACAUACAGUCUUCAAGACCUAAGAGAGAUGGACUUUUCAUCACUAGGUGUAUAAUUGUCAGCCCGCCAUCGACGGAAAACUUAAAGAUCGAUCCAUUUGUACACGUUGACCGCACUUUGUCGAAAGAAGUGCAAGAGGAUAGUGAUGAUGAAGAUGAAGUCGUGGCUGCAACUGCGUAAAUUAGAUUAGGAUGUAAAAAAGUAUUUAGUGUAAAAUAAAAACCAAAUAAUCUA